Molecule: messenger RNA, 1861 nt
Organism: Marmota flaviventris (yellow-bellied marmot)
Lineage: Eukaryota; Metazoa; Chordata; Mammalia; Rodentia; Sciuridae
Source: RefSeq, a predicted model, not a curated record
UGGAAAUGGAGCCGGAAGGUGGCGGCCGCAGCCUUGCUUUCCGCGCUCUCCAAAACCGCUCCCACGAGAAAACAAAGCUGCGAAAGAGAAAGUCUACCUUGUACGUCAGCGCCCAGGACCAGAACCGCGGAGAUCUUCUUGGAGAAAACAUUUAUCUGGUUUUGUUUACCAUUGCUUUACGAAUAUUUAAUUGCUUUUUGGUCCAGACAAGUUUUGUUCCAGAUGAAUAUUGGCAGUCUCUUGAAGUUGCACAUCAUAUGGUUUUCAAUUAUGGUUAUAUGACCUGGGAAUGGACAGAAAGAUUGAGGGGUUAUACUUACCCCUUAAUCUUUGCAAGCAUUUACAAGAUUCUGCAUCUUUUGGGGAAAGAUAGUGUUCAGCUGCUGAUCUGGACUCCCAGACUUGCCCAAGCACUUCUGUCUGCUCUAGCAGAUGUGAGGCUUUACUCAUUAAUGAAGCAACUAGAAAAUCAGGAAAUGGCUAGAUGGGUGUUUUUUUGCCAGUCGUGCUCUUGGUUCACAUGGUAUUGCUGUACCAGAACCCUUACAAACACCAUGGAAACUGAUCUUACUAUAAUUGCUCUUUUCUACUAUCCUUUGGAAGGUUCAAAGUCUAUAAACAGUGUUAAAUACUCUUCCCUGGUGGCACUUGCCUUCAUAAUUCGUCCCACAGCUAUCAUUCCAUGGAUGCCUUUGCUCUUCAAACAUUUCUGGCAAGAACAGAGAAAAACUGACCUUAUUCUACAUUACUUUUUACCUGUAGGGUUUGUAACUUUGAGUUUGUCUCUAAUAAUUGAUCGUAUUUUUUUUGGUCAAUGGACUCUGGUUCAGUUUAAUUUUUUGAAAUUUAACGUGCUGCAGAACUUGGGAACAUUCUAUGGUUCUCAUCCAUGGCAUUGGUACUUCAGUCAAGGAUUUCCAGUUGUCUUGGGUACUCACUUACCCUUCUUUAUUCAUGGCUGCUUUCUAGCCCCGAAGAAGUACCAGAUACUUUUGGUGACUGUGCUAUGGACACUGAUAAUAUAUAGCAUGUUGGGCCACAAAGAAUUCAGGUUCAUCUAUCCAGUUUUACCAUUUUGUAUGGUGUUCUGUGGAUACUCACUAGCCCACCUGAAAGCAUGGAAAAAACCAGCUCUAAGUUUCCUGUUUUUAUCAAAUAUGUUCCUCGCACUCUAUACUGGUUUAGUUCAUCAACGAGGUACUCUUGAUGUCAUGAGUCAUAUUCAAAAAGUCUGUCACAACAGUCCCAAUAAAUCUUCAGCCUCAGUAUUUAUAAUGAUGCCUUGCCACUCUACUCCUUAUUACAGCCAUGUGCACUGUCCACUUCCAAUGAGAUUUCUCCAGUGUCCCCCAGACUUGACUGGGAAAAGUCAGUAUCUUGAUGAAGCAGAUACAUUCUACCUAAAUCCCUUAAUCUGGUUACAUAAAGAGCUUCCUGAUGAUGCAUCACUGCCUACUUACUUGAUCAUUUUCAAUGUUUUGGAGGAGGAAAUAAGUACUUUCCUAAUUUCAAGAAAUUAUGAGAGAACUGCUGUUUUCUUCCACACUCACUUGCCGGAGGGUCGAACUGGAAGUCACAUAUAUGUCUAUGAAAGAAAACUUAAAUGGGGAAAUCAACAGAAGAUGAAAUUCUAAAUUGUGUUUACAGCUUCUCCAGAGAAACUGACAUUUCUGGGUAGAAAUAUUCAGGUGCUGCUAGACACUUUAGUCAACACCAAGUUUAACUCCUGGAAUUUGCAAAAAGCCACUGUGGAUUGCUUUACCAAAUAUCACUACUGAGAAAUUGUAUAAAAUAUCACAGAAUAAGAAAUCACAUAUUAAUGCAAUGCCAGAUUUUAAAUAAAGACCUUUAGUUUUCCUCA